Messenger RNA from Suillus subalutaceus, 1944 nucleotides. RefSeq lists its product as uncharacterized. The coding region runs from base 1 to 1944 and encodes 647 amino acids. Gene Ontology annotation, biological process: DNA-templated DNA replication; DNA replication proofreading; nucleotide-excision repair, DNA gap filling. The transcript is spliced from 20 exons. The record is from RefSeq and is a predicted model, not a curated record. Gene Ontology annotation, molecular function: DNA binding; DNA-directed DNA polymerase activity; nucleotide binding. Lineage: Eukaryota; Fungi; Basidiomycota; Agaricomycetes; Boletales; Suillaceae. Gene Ontology annotation, cellular component: delta DNA polymerase complex.
AUGGAUAGACUCCCCUUGACGAGGGCUACAACAUUGAUUUUCAGGCACAGCAGGGACAGGGCACAGCCGCAGCAGGGACUCACGCAGCCGCAGCAGGGACUCGCGCAGCCGCAGCAGGGACAGGGACAGAGGCGACUGCAGGGGUGCAGUCUCAGGAAACAUAUAGAUAGAACUGUCCAUAUUGCAGAGGUUGACCAGGAUCUUGUCAACGAGUACAACAUUGCAAAAUUCGAUUUUCCAUAUCUCAUGGAUCGAGCACAGCAUCUCAAGGCAAAUAAGUUCCCUUUUCUUGGUCGCAUGAAUGGUUCCAAAACUGAGACGAAGGAGACGCAUUUCUCUUCGAAGGCAUACGAGCAGCGUGAUUCCAAAGAUACAGAGCUAGAAGAUCGGCUACAACUCGACGUCCUGCAAUUUAUGCAACGUGAACACAAGUUACGUAGUUAUACCUUCAACACUGUCUGUGCACAGUUCCUUGAAUUGCAACAUGGUACCCCAGAGUCCAGACGUCGGCUGGCCGUCUGCUGUUUAAAGGAUUCCAUUAAGGUGCUUUCCCAGCUAUUUCACGAGGCUAAUCAAGAGAGAUAUAUCAUCCCUGCUUUGAAGGGCGAGGGUUCUGAUGAGCAAUACGAAGGUGCCACUGUCAUCGAGCCGAGGAAAGGCUACCACGACACACCAAUUGCAACUCUUGAUAUGAGCUAUUUGUAUCCGUCCAUCACGAUGGUACAUAAUUUGUGUUAUACGACGCUCAUCGAAAUGAAUACCAUUGAUCGCAUGCAGCUUGUCAAGGACGUUGAAUAUAUCCAAACCCCCAAUAACGAAUUUUUCGCUACUACGGCAAAACGAAAUGGUCUACGACCUACUUUCUUGGAAGAUUUGAUCUCUGCUGGUACGCGUGCGAAGGCAGAUCUCAAGAAGGUGACCGAUCCAUCCAAGCGUGCAGUCUUGGACGGUCGUCAGCUUGCUCUGAAGACCAGUGCCAACUCUCCUUAUGAGUUCACUGGUGCGACGAUUGGAACAUUACCCUGCCUUCCUAUCUCCUGCAGUGUGGCAGCAUAUUGGCGAGCGGAGGCGGCAGAUUUUGCGACGGCGAAAUCUGUCAGACCUAUUGAGCUCGAAUUCGAGAAAUUUUAUUACCCGUAUCUUCUCAUCAGCAAGAAGCGACGAAUGGGCAAGAUGAACUCAAAGAGGAUCGAAACGGUCCGGAGAGACAACUGUCAGCAAGUAUCUACGGUAAUCGAGACGUCAGAGGAGCUGAGGAGUAAGUACACAAAGCGCAUCAUAUCAGAUGGUCUGCAAAAUAAGGUCGAUAUGUCCCAACUGGUGAUUGCAAAGGCUCCGGCCAUAGCUGAUUAUGCUGCGAAGCAAGCGCAUGUGGAGUUGGCAGAGCGCAUGCGGCAACGUGACGCAGGUUCCGCACCGGCCUUGCGUGGCCGUGUCACCUACGUUAUUGUCAAGGGCAUUGAAGGUGCUGCUGCAUACGAAAAAUCCGAGGAUGCCCUUUAUGUUUUGGAGAAUAGCAUUCCCAUCGAUACUAAAUAUUAUCUCGAAACGCAGUUCUCAGAUCCUCUUAAGGCAGCAUCGUUGUUAUCUGGCGCGCACACCAGGUCAAUCCAGAUCGCAACUCCAACAGUUGGCGGUCUGAUGAAGUUCACAGCGAAGACGGUAACAUGCCUUGGGUGCAAACCUCCGUUACUGUCGAAUAGCAAUGUAAAACAUGGUGCCGUGUGCAAUAACUCGAUAUCAAAGCAAAUCAUAAGCGCGUCGCAGCUGCAAGUGCGGUUCUCGCGACAGUGGACGCAAUGCCAACAUUUUCAGCGCUCUUUGUAUCAAGAUGUGCAAUAUUCGAGCAAGGACUGCCCGAUAUUCUACAUGCGGAAGAAGGCACAAAAGGAUGUGGAAGAUGCGAAUUCUGUCCUCGAGCGGUUUGAUGCAGAUCUGUGGUAA